Urocitellus parryii (Arctic ground squirrel) is the source of this 1842-nucleotide messenger RNA. RefSeq names its product acyl-CoA dehydrogenase short chain (gene Acads). Gene Ontology annotation, cellular component: mitochondrion. Gene Ontology annotation, biological process: fatty acid beta-oxidation using acyl-CoA dehydrogenase; butyrate catabolic process. The record is from RefSeq and is a predicted model, not a curated record. Gene Ontology annotation, molecular function: short-chain fatty acyl-CoA dehydrogenase activity; flavin adenine dinucleotide binding. Lineage: Eukaryota; Metazoa; Chordata; Mammalia; Rodentia; Sciuridae.
GCCCCCCCGCAGUCCGGAAUCCGCGCGCUCACGGCCGGAGGUGGCGGAGAUUCUCCCGCUUCUGUGCGCGUCCAUGGCCGCCGCGCUGCUCGCCGGGGCCCGCGGCCCCCUCCGCGGAGCUCUCCAUGCUCGGGUCUGGCGGAGGUUGCACACUAUCUACCAGUCUGUGGAACUGCCUGAGACACACCAGAUGUUGCGGCAGACGUGCCGGGACUUUGCUGAGAAGGAGCUGUUUCCCAUUGCAGCCCAGGUGGACAAGGAACACCUUUUUCCGGCUGCUCAGGUGAAGAAGAUGGGUGAGCUGGGACUUCUGGCCAUGGACGUGCCUGAGGAGCUCGGUGGUGCCGGCCUCGACUACCUGGCCUACUCCAUCGCCAUGGAGGAGAUCAGCCGCGGCUGUGCCUCCACCGGAGUCAUCAUGAGCGUCAACAAUUCUCUCUACUUGGGGCCCAUCAUGAAGUUUGGCUCUGCAGAGCAGAAGCGGAAGUGGGUCACACCUUUCACCAGUGGUGACAAAAUUGGCUGCUUUGCCCUCAGCGAACCAGGGAACGGCAGCGAUGCCGGAGCCGCCUCCACCACAGCCCGGGCAGAGGGCGACUCGUGGGUCCUGAAUGGCACCAAAGCCUGGAUCACCAAUUCCUGGGAGGCCACAGCCACCGUGGUCUUUGCCAGCACAGACAGAUCACUGAAGAACAAGGGCAUCAGUGCCUUCCUGGUUCCCAUGCCAACUCCUGGACUCAYGUUGGGGAAGAAGGAGGACAAGCUGGGCAUCCGGGCCUCGUCCACGGCCAACCUCAUCUUUGAGGACUGUCGCAUCCCCAAGGAGAACCUGUUGGGGGAGCCAGGGAUGGGCUUCAAGAUAGCCAUGCAAACCCUGGACAUGGGCCGCAUCGGAAUUGCCUCCCAGGCCCUGGGCAUUGCCCAGGCCGCCCUCGACUGCGCUGUGAACUAUGCUGAGAACCGCCAGGCCUUCGGGGCGCCCCUCACCAAGCUCCAGGGCAUCCAGUUCAAGCUGGCAGACAUGGCCCUGGCCCUGGAGAGUGCCCGGCUGCUGACCUGGCGCGCUGCCAUGUUGAAGGAUAAUAAGAAGCCUUUCACCAAGGAGGCGGCCAUGGCCAAGCUGGCUGCAUCGGAGGCCGCUACAGCCAUCAGCCACCAGGCCAUCCAGAUCUUGGGCGGCAUGGGGUACGUGACAGAGAUGCCUGCUGAGCGCCACUACCGUGACGCCCGCAUCACUGAGAUCUACGAAGGCACCAGUGAGAUCCAGAGGCUGGUGAUUGCUGGGCACCUGCUCCGCAGCUACCGGAGCUGAGCCUCUGAGGGACCAGUKCCCAGCUGGCAGCGCCACGUGCCUCACCUUGACUCCAGGCAGACCKUGGGCGGGCACCUGCCUCUGCAGGCUCCCCAGCUCCCUGCUCCACAAAUCAAAGUAAAUCUCAGGGAGAAGACAGGCCAGCCGCCGUGAGGACACAUCCAUCAUCAGCGUGGAUCCUGGGUCCUGAUGCCCCUUCUGACCGACUGUGCCUCAUUUUCUAACCCUGAGUGGCCAUGGCCUCCUGCAGGCAGGACCUUGGGGAGGGCUAAAUGAUACAGUGGCUCCCCAGUGCCGUCCUGUGGACCCUGCACCUGGGCAUGGAGACUCAGGAGGGACAGGCUCUCCUCAGGGUCAGGGCCCAGGAGGAGCAGGUGGGUGCCUUAGCAGCUGUGGUCAGGCCCUGGGGUCCGUGGCUGGGGAGAACUGCAGGGCUGGGUCACGGAGCCGCCUCAGGUCCGGGUGGGUACAGUGUGUGGCCUGCUGGUCGUGUGGGGACUGAGUGCUAAUAAAGCCUACCUGUGCCCUCC